Messenger RNA from Stegodyphus dumicola, 3915 nucleotides. RefSeq names its product ABC transporter ATP-binding protein/permease Hmt-1 (gene Hmt-1). Gene Ontology annotation, molecular function: ATP binding; heme binding; ATP hydrolysis activity. NCBI's taxonomy places the organism in Eukaryota, Metazoa, Arthropoda, Arachnida, Araneae, Eresidae. The record is from RefSeq and is a predicted model, not a curated record. Gene Ontology annotation, biological process: transmembrane transport; heme transport. Gene Ontology annotation, cellular component: vacuolar membrane.
AAACUACAACUUUGACUCGCAAAAUAUAAACAAACAGCGGCACCGUAAAUUGUUUUAGUUAUGCUAUCCAUAUAAUACCCUUUAGAAUUUUUAUUAAUUUAUUAUAAACUCAUUUUUUGUGUGCAAAAUGUUGUAUUGCCCUCGAAAUAUUACAUUUUUAAAGCCAUGGGUGGACCACAGUUUAUCACAUUGUUUUAUCGACACAAUUUCUUCAGCAUUUAUUAUGUGCUUUGUUAUUAUUUUUGGCGGAGUUCAAAUACGAAUGUAUAAGCGAUAUUCCUCAGAUUUGGAUCCUCGAAUUUUUCCACAUUCAUUUAUGUAUAAAUUACAGAUUGCGUGCCAUUUCUUCCUCUCAAUUUCUGCCUUGAUUCGUCUAAUAUUACAAAUUUCAGUGCUUUAUGAUCUUUAUGUUUACGGGUACAUGAUUCUAAGUGCGUGCUUCUAUUUCUCUUCCUUUCCUUUCGCAUUGUAUCUGCUGUUUUUGGAGAGACAUAAAGCUCUUCCAAGUAUACCUACUAGAGGCCAUGGUCUGGUUCUACUUAUAUUCUGGACAUCUGUAUUUAUAACCGAAAACCUGACAAUUUUGAACAUUCAGAAUGAAAAAUGGUGGUUUAAUUUGCAGAGUUCAUCUGAUAAAAUUGAAUUUGGCUUCUUUGUGUUUCGAUAUGUAUGUAGUUGUUUUCUAUUUGUUUUGGGUUUGAAAGCUCCAGGCAUUCCCACAGCUGAAGAUUACUCUGCAUACCGUCAGCUACAUUUGCAAAUUGAAUCAGGAGUUUUACUCGAAAGUGGAAAUCGGCAGACAUCAAGAAAUCGUUCUACAUUUUCUGAAUUUGGAAAAAAAUGUAAAAGAUUGAUACCAUUUUUGUGGCCAAAAAAGAGCAUUGUCUUGCAGCUGAGAGUUGUGAUGUGUUUUUUUAUCCUUAUAUUAGGCAGAGUUAUCAAUGUUUUUGUUCCUCAGUAUAAUAAGCAUAUAGUUGAUAGUUUAAGUUUACCAGUGAGCCAGAUAACAUUUAGGUGGGACUAUAUCUUGAUGUAUGUCUUAUUUUGGUUCCUUCAAGGACAAGGAAACAACAGCUUUUUAAGUAAUAUCCGGUCAUUUCUGUGGAUUCGAGUUCAGCAAUAUACUGUAAAAGAAGUUGAACUGGAGAUGUAUGAGCAUUUGCAUAGUUUGUCAUUGAGUUGGCAUCUGAGUAGGAAAAUAGGUGAAGUUCUACGUGUCAUGGAUCGCGGAACUAGUAGUAUUAGUAAUCUUUUAAGUUACAUCGUCUUUAAUAUUAUACCCACAUUUGCUGAUAUAUUUAUAGCUGUCAUAUACUUUGCUCUUGCAUUCAACAUUUGGUUUGGUGUAAUUGUCCUUGUAACUAUGCUUCUCUACUUAGGUUUAACUAUAUACCUUACGGAAUGGCGAACUAAAUUCCGGAGAAAUGUGAAUCGCUUAGAUAAUGAAGUAGAGGCCAAAUGUGUUGAUUCUCUCCUUAAUUUCGAAACAGUGAAAUACUAUAAUGCAGAGAAAUAUGAAUUGGAAAACUAUAAAAAUGCUAUUGACAAUUACCAGGUAGCUGAAUGGGCUAGUACUGCAUCUCUGAAUCUCUUGAAUACGGUUCAGAAUAUUGUGAUUACAAGUAGUGUUCUCUGUGGUGCCAUGUUGUGUGCUCAUUAUGUUGUUGAAGGAAAGCUAACAGCAGGAGACUGGGUUCUCUUUAGUACAUACAUAUUACAACUGUAUAUACCUUUAAAUUUUUUUGGAACAUAUUAUAGAAUGAUCCAGACAGCUUUUGUAGAUAUGGAAAAUAUGUUUACUUUAUUAAAUACUGAGCCUGAGAUAAUUGAUAUUCCUAAUGCUUUUCAUCUGAAAGUUGGCGAUGGAUGUAUAGAAUUCAAGAAUGUGCAUUUUUCGUAUGUACCUGAGAGGCAAAUUUUGAAAAAUAUAUCUUUUGUUGUGCCACCAGGACAUACAGUAGCCUUGGUUGGUCCUACAGGAAGUGGUAAAAGUACUAUAACCAGAUUACUUUUUCGCCUUUAUGAUGUUCAGUCUGGUGAAAUUCUUAUUGAUGGGCAGAACAUAGCAAAGGUGACACAGAAAUCUUUGCGUCAGAGUAUUGGUGUUGUUCCUCAAGAUACUGUGCUCUUCAAUAAUACUAUAAGAUAUAAUAUUGGCUAUGGGAGGCCAACAGCUUGUGAUGAAGAAAUAGAAGAAGCAGCUAAAGCAGCAGAUAUGCAUAAUCAAAUUUUGAGUUUUCCUGAAGGUUAUGAUACAGUUGUUGGAGAACGUGGACUGAAGUUAAGUGGAGGUGAAAAACAACGAGUAGCAAUUGCAAGAACAAUUUUGAAAGCACCUUCAUUUAUCAUUUUAGAUGAAGCAACUUCUUCAUUGGAUACACAGACUGAAAGGAAUAUACAAAAUUCUUUGGCUGCUAUCUGUUCUAACAGGACCACUCUCAUCAUAGCACACAGAUUGUCGACCAUUAUUCAUGCUGAUGAAAUUUUAGUCUUGAAAGAAGGAGAAAUUAUAGAAAGAGGAAGUAUCAAAUAUACUUUAAAGCAUUAGCUAUUUUGAACUUUCCUCUUGUGUGCAAAUAUAUAUAUAUGGGGGCAUAUUCUUCGACUUCCUCUACUUCUACUUCUACCCAGCAAGAUAGGACGUUAUCACAGCUUAGCACAGUGUGGAGCAAUCGAGACAACGCCCAGAUAGCUUCCAGACGAGGAAAGGAACAGAGGCAAGCAAACGGCUUGCAGAUCCUCCAAGAGUUGGUGGAAACAGACGGUUUCCUUCGAUGCUCAAGUUCCUUGUAACUAAGCUAAUCAUUAUUGAAUGUAGUUAAUCAUGGAUCGAUGAAAAUAGACGUAUUCUCUUAAGGCAUGAGCCUACAUGCCUAUAGAACUCUUAGAGACUGAUAAUGUGUGAGAAUGUUCAUUACAUGAAUCGAAUCCUGUUUGGACUGAAACUUUAGAGGGGUGAGUUGCUGGUAACCUCACUAACUCUUCAGUUAGUGAGGUUACCAACUGUACUGUUCACUUUCACCUUAACUCACCUUUUCUUUCAUUUUAUUUCAUAUCAGUAAAAUAAAGUAGUUUAGUUAUGUUUAAGUCGUGCUCUACUUUAUUCUUAUUGAGAGCAAUCUUACAAAAAUAUGGUGCACAACAGUGGCGCAAACUCAAAAGUAUGCAAAUCCAAAAUUAGUGUUCCAAGUUGAACUGUUUUUUGCUUAACUGUGUAUUGCCAUACUGUGAAUUUAAUGGACUGUUCUCACAAGUUGUUGGAUUAUUCUUACAAAGUGUUUGGAUUACCAAUUGAAGACGAUCGUCUGUCGGGUACCUCAUGACGAUGGUGAUGUCCACUCGGCAAUGUCCUGCAGGAUAGCAGAGAAUGUGGAGGCAUAUUCUUUGACUUCCUCUACUUCUACUUCUACCCAGCAAAGCAUGACACUAUUGCAGCUUAGCACAGUGUGGAGCAAUCGAGACCAUGCCCAGAUAGCUUCCAGACGAGGAAAGGAACGGAGGCAAGCAAACGACUUGCGAAUCCUCCAAGAGUUAGUGGAAACAGACGGUUUCCUUCGAUGCUCAAGUUCCUUGUAGCCAAGCUAAUCAUUAUUGAAUGUAAUUAGCCAUGGAUGGAUGAGAAUAGACGUAUUCUCUCAAGGCAUGAGCCUACUUGCCUAUAGAACUGUUAGAGACUGAUAAUGUGUGAGAAUGUUCAUUACAUGAACCGAAUCCUGUUAUGACUGAAAAUUUAAUUGUGAGGUUACCAGCUAUACUGUUCACUUUCACCUUAAUUCAUCUUUUCUUCCAUUUUAUUUCAUAUUAAUAAAAUAAAGUAGUUUAGUUGUAUUCAAGUCGUGCUCUACUGUGUUCUUAUUGAGGGUAAUCUUAUAUAUAUAUAUACACACACAUGUAUAUAUAUACAAGAUCCAGCUA